Molecule: messenger RNA, 1421 nt
Organism: Serinus canaria (Common canary)
Lineage: Eukaryota; Metazoa; Chordata; Aves; Passeriformes; Fringillidae
Gene: SDE2
Product: SDE2 telomere maintenance homolog
Exons: 7
Coding region: 42-1349 (435 amino acids)
Cellular component (GO): nucleus
Source: RefSeq, a predicted model, not a curated record
CCGCCCACUUCCGCGUCACGUGACGUGCGCAGGCCGCAGCGAUGGCGGCGCCAGGGCCGGAGCCGCUGUGGGUGCGGGACCCGCUGGGGCCGCGGGCGCGGCCGCUGCCGCUGCCCCCCGGGGGCGGCUCCGUGCUCUGCCUCCGCCGUGACCGCGCCAGGGAGCUGAACAUCCCAGAAGAAAACUUGUAUGUGAAGUGUAAUGGGCGCCUGGUCAGCGAUGAAGAUGAGUUGCAGAGUGGAGUUGUUUAUAGCCUGGAGCCGAGGCUUUGUGCUGGAAAAGGAGGGUUUGGGUCGAUGCUGCGAGCCCUGGGUGCUCAGAUUGAGAAGACAACAAACAGAGAGGCCUGUCGGGAUCUCAGUGGAAGGAGACUGAGGGAUGUCAAUCAUGAGAAGGCCCAAGGAGCUGCUGUUGCAGCUGAGAGCGCUGAUGUGGGGUGGUGUCGCUGCAGGAUGGCGGAGUGGGUGAAGAAGCAGGCGGAGCGGGAGGCGGAGAAGGAGCAGCGGCGGCUGGAGAGGCUGCAGCGGAAGCUGGCGGAGCCGCGGCACACGUUCACCGACCCCGAGUACGAGCGGCAGUACCGCGAGAUGGCCGAGCGCCAGGAGGAGUCGCUGCGCAUCGGCUUGCAGGUUAUUGCCAGCAAAGCAGUGUCGUCAGAAAGUGGCAAGAGUCGGAAACGUCUGGGUGAGCCUGGGAAGAGUGAAACAAAAUCGGAAAAAAGAAAAUGUCCUUGGCCAGGGUUGGAUGAGGCCACAAGCUCAGGCUGUGAGGAUAACAAUAAGGAUGACUCCCCUUGUGCAUCUGACAGAAGUUGUCCUUCAGGCAGCAGUGCUAAUGGAAGUGUUGGAAAUUCAGAUGAGUGUUCAAGCAGCUCUGUGGCUUCAGCAGAGGACAGUCCAUCUACCAGUGCAAGUGAGAAACCACUGGAGCAGACAGAAGGUCCUGGAAGAGAUCUGCAAGGAGAGGUGUGCACAGGUGGGCAGGCUGAAAUUCUGUCUGAAGAAAACAGCAAAAUGACAGAGGCCCCAAAGGAAGACACCCAAGGAAAGAAUGGAGUGACUCAAGCUCAGAAAGAAGAGCAAGAAAAUGUUCCUGCUAAGGCACAGGAAACAAACCAGUCACAGAGCACAGAGGUAGAACCAAUAGACCUGCUGGCCUUCAACUCUGCUGCUGAACUGGAAGCCCUGGGUUUAGAGAAGCUGAAGAUGGGAUUGAUGUCUUUGGGACUGAAAUGUGGAGGCACUUUGAAGGAAAGAGCAGCAAGGCUUUUUUCAGUGAGAGGUCUGUCUAGAGACCAGAUCAAGCCAUCCCUAUUUGCAAAGCCCCCUAAAGGGAAAACCUCUGGUUAAAUUUGGGAAUAUUUACCUUUUUUUGCAUGUGUAUUUGAUGUUAUUAAAUAAAAGCUCUUGGUAUCCUUUCAA